AAGAUUAAAUAAGAAAUAAGAUUUCUAAGAUAUUGAUCAAGAAUUUAAAUGACAACGUAAAACUCCAAACAAGGUUAAUGACCAACAGAUAAAAUUGUGAAUCGUUAUGUCAAGUUUUAGAUAUUAAUGGACCAAACCGGUUUGCGACCUAGUGUUAUUUUUCUAAAAUUACCUUUCAAACGUUUGUCUUCUACUAAACCACACAUCUCCUUGCGUCAUAUGUAACUUACGAGCAAAAAUAUCUGUCUAUAUUGUCACAAAUUUUUACUAAGUUGUAAAAUAUUUUGAAAUCAAGCGCCACUGUUUUUAUGUUUCAGUUCUGAAGAUAAUCUGCUUUCCAGAUAAUAAAUAUAUAUGGAUAACUAUGUAGGUGUACACGGUUCACCUGCAUGUGCCACGUAUCACUAGCUUAUUUGGCAUAGUAGAAUGGCACAACGAGGCAAGAGGCAUAGAAACGACAAUGAUCUGGCGUCUUGUCCGGGCGCUGUUAAAAGGCGCAAAUGUAGAUUGGGCCCAGCUGCCACUGGUUCAUCGGCACUGGCAGCGACCAUGGGGCCCUCAGAAGAAGAGGAAACGAUGGCGUCGUCGAGCCAAGGGGGGGCACCCUGGACCGCCCGAUCUGUCAGUGAUAUCAAGAUUCCCAGUAUAUACAAUCGAUCGUCCGCGGAAGCACCAGCGGAGUUAUUUCGUAAAGACCUGAUCAGCGCGAUGAAAUUGCCAGACAGUGAACCAUUGAGUCCAAACGAGUAUUGGGUUAUAACUGAUCAGUGGAAACAGGAGUGGGAAAGAGGUGUUCAAGUACCCGUUAAUCCGGAUUCUCUUCCCGAACCGACGGUCACUGUUACGCAGGCGUCUCCUUUGAAGUUACAAGCUGAAUUCAAAUUGCCUAAAAAGUUAGUAAGAAUAUCUCGUGAUGAUUAUUUUAACUCGGAGGAUCAUCAUUUAAGUACUACUCCAGCAAGAGCGGAGAAAGCCUGUGCUUACGACCUCGAUGAUACUGACAUUGCCUGGUUGGAAGUAUUCAAUGGUGAACGAGCACAGAUAAUUCCUGAUUCCUAAAUGAAACAACACUGAUAUUUGUCGUAAAGGAGGGAUUCAAAGCCA
Messenger RNA from Temnothorax curvispinosus, 1104 nucleotides. Its product is annotated as PHD finger protein rhinoceros-like. NCBI's taxonomy places the organism in Eukaryota, Metazoa, Arthropoda, Insecta, Hymenoptera, Formicidae. Gene Ontology annotation, biological process: regulation of transcription by RNA polymerase II. The record is from RefSeq and is a predicted model, not a curated record. The coding region runs from base 427 to 1059 and encodes 210 amino acids. The transcript has 4 exons.